This is a messenger RNA of Blumeria graminis f. sp. triticale, 1218 nucleotides long. The record is from the annotation of a GenBank genome assembly. NCBI's taxonomy places the organism in Eukaryota, Fungi, Ascomycota, Leotiomycetes, Helotiales, Erysiphaceae.
AUGCCCCCCUCCAUACUUCAGCUUAUUCGAGUCAUUCAAUAUAUUUCUUUAACUUCCUUAAUUUAUAGCUUAUCAUCAUCUGCGGAAGAUACGACUUUAGUCUGUUCAUCUACCGAUGCAACAGACUGUUAUCCCCGGAUUUUCCAAGCAACAAAGGACUUCCAAGAUAUCAGAGAAGGUCAAGAUAUACCCCCUGGUCUUCAUGUACGAUUGAACAUCUAUGAUGGAAAAAGAGAGGCGCGUUUAAAUAUCCCAAUGGAGGGCGAGAAUGGUGAGGUUCAAAUUUCGGAUGAAAGUCCAGCACAAAAUUCAAUAAUAACUAUCCCUACACCGGAAAAAGAAGCGCCAAUUCAAGAAACAAUGCCAAUUAAACACGAGCAGAAGCCCCCCGCUUAUAGACCCGAAGGGAAAGUUCCAAUACCAAAUCCUACCGAUGCAGAAACUUUUCAGUCUUCUUUACAGUCUAUCAAAAAUAAUGACCAGUCUCUUGAUCAAGCGCUUGAUAAUUUAUCUGACCUAUCGCAUGAUAUUUACUUUGGCAUGGAAAUAAUCAAAGAUGCUUCUGCCCUUCAAAACCUUGUUUGUAUGGCAUUCUGGCAUGAGGCAAAAAACAAUUCUACCUCAUUUAAGAUUAUGGGACGCAAAGCUGCCAUUAUAAUUGGAUCAGCGCUCCACAACAAUCCUGGUGCAAUGAAGGAACUUGAGCCAAAGAAAAAUAUCGUCAUGUAUCCUUCUUGUGUAGCACAAUCUGAGACUACUAACGACAUAAAAAACGAACAAUUUGUAGUAGCUUUCGGCAGAAGCUUAAAGCAGGAACAAGAUCCCAUCAUACUAAAGACUAAGAUUGUUACCCUAAGUAGACUUUUAAAGGAACCCUCGAUCAGAGGUAUCUUUCUUAAAGAAGAAGGAAUGAAGCUUCUUCUCUCAAUUUUCACGAGCGACAAUGAUGGCUUUAACAUUGUGCGAAGAAAGAUUAGUGAGCUUGUCAUGGACAAUUUUUUGGAUGAGGAAUCAGGAGCUGAUAUCACCGUUUGGCCAAAAUCAAGACGUAGUCCUAAGAAUAGAUGUAUGAACAAGGAGAAUAAUUUAGAGGAUGGAUGUUGGGAACAUCAUAUUGAAAAAUUAUCUGCUAUCUCGCCCAAAGAAAAAUGGCUUAAGGAAUUUUUAUCCGCCCUAAAAGACCAGAGGUCGAAAAAAAAAACUAAAACGGAAUUAUGA